Ilyonectria robusta is the source of this 4419-nucleotide messenger RNA. RefSeq names its product armadillo-type protein. The transcript has 3 exons. NCBI's taxonomy places the organism in Eukaryota, Fungi, Ascomycota, Sordariomycetes, Hypocreales, Nectriaceae. Gene Ontology annotation, molecular function: oxidoreductase activity; protein binding. The coding region runs from base 95 to 4351 and encodes 1418 amino acids. The record is from RefSeq and is a predicted model, not a curated record.
CAUCCAUGGCCUGGACACGAAGUCCCCCGACACGUGGCUGUGGCGGGCCAAUAAGCCCGAUACGCAGGGUGUUAAUUGGUUGGCCCAUCCAGACAUGCUUCCAAAGAUCGCAGGACCGGCCCGGAUCUUCUAUCGCGACUGGCCGGCCAACCUUCUUCAAAAGUCAGUCUCGACCCCGACGACGCUCGAGGAGUCUGCCCGGUGCUUGCUCGGCGGUAUCAGACAGCAUUUAGCAGCGAAUAGACGGGCAGGACGAGAUCGACCAAUUCUCUUCAUCGCAUCUUGUCUCGGCGGCAUCAUCUUGAUAAAGGCACUCGAGAUCGACGAUAGCUAUGACCGCGAUGACCGGGAUCCCGCCCCUCUCAGAAGGGCGACACGUGGCGUUGUUUUCCUUGCCACGCCGUUCCGGGGGACUGCGUUUAAAAACAUGCCCGUGCCAGUUUUAAAGGCCUGGGCUUCGCUCCAUGACCAAACAGUAACCGCAUUGAUUGACUACACGAAGGAAGCAACAUCCAGUCUCGACGAACUCGUGGACAAGUUCAUUGAGCUACGGCGACGGCAGGAUUACCACCUCUUCACCUUCUACGAAGGUAAAGGGACGACUCUUCUACGAAAAAUUCAUCUGGCCUGGCUGUUUUCGAAUAGGAUGCUUCUAGCGUGGCUAGUUGGCUUGGCUUCAGCUUGGCUACUGGAAUGUUUUUCGCCUUGGCUACUGGUCCUAUUUUUUCCUUGGCUCUUAGGGCUUUGGUCUUACCAGUCAAACCUGCUGGUUGAUGAGAACUCGGCAAGUCUGCAGGGUUUCGGACGACAGCGGCUCGAACGAACCCACGUCCUGAUGAACAAGUUUGGCGACUCUGGGUGUAAAGAUUACGAACAUGUCGCUAGGAAAAUUGAAGAGAUUGUCGGAAAGAUUCGCGAGGGAACUCUACUCGAGCAAGCGGACGCAUUGAUACGGAACGAACACUACAAUACAGGCAGGCUCGAGAUUGAACGACUGUCGGGCGACCUGUUGCCGAUGGAUCAGUGUUACAUCAAUCUUGCCAUUGUGGAGCAGCCGGGCCAAGACACAGGUCGCUCAAAGGAAGGAGACGUAACGCCCUCCCCGUUUUCACUCUUCGCUCGACAGAAGGUUGAGACACCGGACAAGACGAUCCAGGUCGAGUUGCCGACACUCUUCAGUCAGCGUGUUGGUCGCGAUGGGCGCACGAUACAACCAAGACGAAUCUUGAUUCGAGGACGCGCGGGAGUUGGGAAGACUACCUUGUGCAAAAAGAUGGUUUACGACUUUACGCAUGGUACGCAGACGGAGCUUCAUCGCACCUGGACAGAGUUGUUCGACCGCUUGCUCUGGGUGCCUUUGCGGAAUCUGAAAGGGCGGUCAACCCCGGGAUAUAACCACGAGGAACUGUUCUACCAUGAAUACUUCUCUGGACAGGGACACGACGAUGGCCGCCGUCUUGCCGGAGAACUAUGGCGAAUAUUGAAGGACACCCAUAGCAGUAGAACUCUGUUCGUUCUCGAUGGUUUGGACGAAGUACUCCAGGAUUUACGCGGUAAUAGCGAUAUGUUCCGUUUCCUUAAGGUUCUUUUAGAUCAGCCCAACGCCAUUAUUACAUCCCGGCCAAACGCAAACAUUCCUGUUGGUCUCCGUGGUCUCGACCUUGAGUUAGAAACAAUCGGAUUCUACCCAGAUCAGGUGAAAGCCUACCUCAACGCCGACCCCAAAACAAAGCCAAGAGCCAACGAGGUCCAGUCCUUCCUUCAAAAACAUUGGCUUAUCCAGGGUCUUGUGCGGAUCCCAAUUCAGCUGGACGCGCUUUGUUACACUUGGGAAGACUUCGACCCGGGAACUGUGCCGGACACUAUGACCCGCAUAUACCAAGCUAUCGAGCGAAGGUUGUGGAAGAAAGAUGCCGUGCGAUUGGAUAAGAUGUCCGAGGGCCACGCCGGAUCAGCUCGUCCAGCUGAGAUCGCGCGUAGUGUUGAGACUGAGAUUGCACUUCUUGAAUCUCUUGCCUUUAACGGGCUGCACAGCAACGUAAUAGACUUCACGCCAGCGCAUCGAGAUGAGAUAGUCAAGAAGUCCCCACGGUCGCAUUUGCCAAUUGAUGAGACAUUUGCACGACUUUCUUUCCUGCGCACAUCAGGCUCGUCAUCAAAGGUCAAGGACCGAAAUUACCACUUUAUACACCUAAGCUUUCAGGAGUACUUUGCUGCGCGGUAUUUUGUCCUGCAGUGGACAUCUGGAGAGCAGCUCCCCGUUCUAAAACUCGGCAGCCGACAGGAGAUCUCCAGAGUCACAAAGAUCAAUGCUGAAGAAUUCCUACGGAAGGAGAAAUACAACGCACGCUACGAUAUUUUUUGGCGUUUUGUCGCCGGCUUACUUCACACCAACCACGACGAGGAGCAACUCUGCGGCUUUUUCCGCACGAUUGAGGAGCAGCCCCGCGAUCUCUUGGGACCAGUGCAUCAACGGCUGGUCAUGCACUGCCUGAGCGAAGUGGUUCCAUCACAGAAAAUCCCGGAGUUCAAUCGACUUCAAGAGCAGUUAAAACGGUGGCUGUUGUUUGAAUGGACCUUGUGUGGACAUUCACAACUGGCAGCCGAGAUAGAAUUCCCAGACCAAAUCCUGGAGGCCGGGGUUUUUGAGGCCCUCGUGGCCCUGGUCAAGGAUCCGGACUUGCACGUGCGCUUCGCUGCUGUGGACGCAUUGGGCCGGCAGUCGGCGCUGUCGGACCCGACUCUCAAGGCCCUCGUGGCCCUGGUGAAGGAUCCGGACUCGGACGUGCGGUCGGCUGCGGCGCACGCCUUGGGCUGGCAGUCGGCGCUGUCGGACCCGGCCCUCGAGGCCCUCGUGGCCCUGGUGAAGGAUCCGGACUCGGACGUGCGGUCGGCUGCGGCGGACGCCUUGGGCCGGCAGUCGGCGCUGUCGGACCCGGCCCUUGAGGCCCUCGUGGGCCUGGUGAAGGAUCCGGACUCGCACGUGCGGUCGGCUGCGGUGCGCGCCUUGUAUGGGCAGUCGGCGCUGUCGGAGCCAGCCCUUGUGGUCCUUGUGGCUCUGUUGAAGGAUCCGGACUCGGACGUGCGGUCGGCUGCGGUGCGCGCCUUGGGUGGGCAGUCGGCGCUGUCGGACCCGGCCCUCGAGGCCCUCGUGGGCCUGGUGAAGGAUCCGGACUCGCGCGUGCGGUUGGCUGCGGCGGGCGCCUUGUGUGGGCAGUUGGCGCUGUCGGACCCGGCCCUCGAGGCCCUCGUGGCCCUGGUCAAGGAUCCGGACUCGCACGUGCGGUCGGCUGCGGCGCACGCCUUGGGCCGGCAGUCGGCGCUGUCGGACCCGGCCCUCGAGGCCCUCGUGGCCCUGGUGAAGGAUCCGGACUCGGACGUGCGGCCGGCUGCGGCGCGCGCGUUGGGCGGGCAGUCGGCGCUGUCGGAGCCGGCCCUCGUGGUCCUCGUGGCCCUGUUGAAGGGUCCGGACUCGGACGUGCGCUUCGCUGCUGCAGACGCCUUGUAUGGGCAGUGGGCGCUGUCGGAGCCGGCCCUCGAGGCCCUCGUGGCCCUGGUGAAGGAUCCGGACUUGGACGUGCGGUCGGCUGCGGCGCACGCCUUGGGCUGGCAGUCGGCGCUGUCGGACCCGGCCCUCGAGGCCCUCGUGGCCCUGGUGAAGGAUCCGGACUCGCGCAUGCGGUCGGCUGCGGCGCACGCCUUGGGCCGGCAGUCGGCGCUGUCGGACCCGGCCCUUGAGGCCCUCGUGGGCCUGGUGAAGGAUCCGGACUCGCGCGUGCGGUCGGCUGUGGUGCGCGCCUUGUGUAGGCAGUUGGCGCUGUCGGAGCCGGCCCUCGUGGUCCUCGUGGCCCUGUUGAAGGAUCCGGACUCGGACGUGCGGUCGGCUGCGGCGGACGCCUUGGGUGGGCAGUCGGCGCUGUCGGACCCGGCCCUCGAGGCCCUCAUGGGCCUGGUGAAGGAUCCGGACUCGCGCGUGCGGUCGGCUGCGGCGGGCGCCUUGUGUGGGCAGUUGGCGCUGUCGGAGCCGGCCCUCGAGGCCCUCGUGGUCCUGAUGAAGGAUCCGGACUCGGACGUGCGGUCCGCUGCAGCGCACGCCUCGCGUCGGCUGUCAGCUUUGUCGGAUGGAAGAUUCUAUUCCUUUCUUCUCGCAAUGGACAGCCAAUCUUUCAAUGACUUAUAUAGCGUUUGGUUACGGAGAAGCUUUUCGGAUCACCUAGUAUGGUAUGUUGAGGGUAAAAAUUGUAGAAUCAAUAUGCCGGAGGCAGGCAGGGACGUUCCUUUUGAUCAGCUGAAGAGCGCAGUCCAAGAAGCGCAAGUAUCAUUGAAGGUUCCUAAAGGUUCGUUUCCUUAGGGAUAUAUGACAGUAUUUUUAAUAUCUUUAUUUAAUAAACGGGUCUGGGGAGAGUGACUAUUUUAUAC